AUGUCAUGUCCAUGGGGACACCUCAUCUCCACGUCUCUGGUGGCCCCGCAGGCCAUCCUGGGCUCCGUGGCCAACGCCUUCAUGGCCAUUUUGGGCUCUGUGGCCAACACCUUCAUGGUGGGCUGCGUGUCUGGGAAGAUCUCCCAGCCCAACAGAGACCCCAAAGAGGGGGGUCAAGACCCCCUUAGAGGGGUGCAGGACCCCAAAGAGGGGGGUCAAGACCCCCUUAGAGGGAGGGUUUCAGAAGACCCCGGGGCACUUCCCCUCCUUGGGGCCACCCCCCCGAGCGCAUCUCUGGCGGCCCCGCAGGCCAUCCUGGGCUCCAUGGUGAACGCCUUCAUGGUGGGCUGCAUGUUCGUGAAGAUCUCGCAGCCCAACAAACGCGCCGAGACCCUCGUGUUCUCCUCGCACGCCGUGGUCUCGCUGCGCGACGACCGCCUGUGCCUCAUGUUCCGCGUGGGCGACCUGAGGGAUUCCCACAUCGUGGAGGCCUCGAUCCGGGCCAAGCUCAUCCAGUCCAAGCAGACCCAGGAGGGCGAGUUCAUCCCCCUGGACCAGACCGACCUGAGCGUGGGCUUCGAGACGGGCGACGACCGGCUCUUCCUCGUGUCCCCCCUCAUCAUCAGCCACGAGAUCGACGAGCGCAGCCCCUUCUGGGACGUGUCGCGGGGGCAGCUGGAGAGGGACGACUUCGAGAUCGUCGUCAUCCUCGAGGGGAUGGUGGAGGCCACAGGUAACACGGAGGGGGAUGGGGAGGGGGGG
Corapipo altera (White-ruffed manakin) is the source of this 762-nucleotide messenger RNA. Its product is annotated as G protein-activated inward rectifier potassium channel 3-like. Gene Ontology annotation, cellular component: plasma membrane. The annotation marks the transcript as partial. The transcript has 3 exons. Gene Ontology annotation, biological process: regulation of monoatomic ion transmembrane transport; potassium ion import across plasma membrane. Gene Ontology annotation, molecular function: inward rectifier potassium channel activity. NCBI's taxonomy places the organism in Eukaryota, Metazoa, Chordata, Aves, Passeriformes, Pipridae. The record is from RefSeq and is a predicted model, not a curated record.